Argentina anserina (silverweed cinquefoil) is the source of this 3604-nucleotide messenger RNA. RefSeq names its product B3 domain-containing transcription repressor VAL2-like. Gene Ontology annotation, molecular function: zinc ion binding; DNA binding. Lineage: Eukaryota; Viridiplantae; Streptophyta; Magnoliopsida; Rosales; Rosaceae. Bases 377 to 3289 code for a protein of 970 amino acids. The record is from RefSeq and is a predicted model, not a curated record. The transcript has 13 exons.
UUGAGUUUAUUAGUGAGACGACUUGCUAAGCGGUGUGUCUUCAAGUGUCGUGCAUGCAUUUUAUGCAUCUGUUGAUUUGCAUGCACUCUCUCUCUUCUUCUCUCUCUACUAAAAAACCCUUCUCUCUCUCUUCUCUCUCUCUACCAAAUACACGUUUUCUUGGUCUUACCCACACCCAAAAAAAUACCCAACUCGCCGUUACGUUCUUAAACCACUGAGUUUGACUCGUUUUGUUGCAAGUAGUACUACUACUCCCUCAGACCCAUUAAGCUCAUCUUCAUCACUGAAGGAGUUUGCUUCAGUGUUUGAAUGACUAGGCCUUCUCGAGAUUUGGGUUUUGCAGAUUGGGAGAAUACAAGGGGUUGAAUUUGGAGCAAUGGCGACCAAGAUUUGCAUGAAUGUGUCGUGUGGGACGAGUAAUACGCAUGAAUGGAAGGAUGGCUGGCCUUUGCGAUCUGGUGGAUUUGCCCAUCUCUGCUACAAGUGUGGAGCUGCAUAUGAGAAGUCAGUUUUCUGCGAUACGUUUCAUCUGGGGGAAACAGGUUGGAGGGACUGCAGUUCGUGCCACAAGCCUCUCCACUGUGGAUGCGUAGCCUCCAGGUCUUUAUAUGAGUGCCUGGAUUACGGGGGUGUAGGGUGCAUUGGCUGCACAAACAGUUCUCAACCACGUGUGAUCCAGAGGAAUGAUGUCCUCAAUGGUUUUAGUGGACUGACUUUAAGUAAUGCUGUUGAUCGAAAUUCCAGUUCUGCUGAAUAUAGAGCUGUUGGCGGUACUGUUGAUGAAGGAAAAUUUUUGCAGUUGUGUGGUACUGUUGAUGAGGGAAAGCUUUUGCAAUUAUGCAAGAUUAUGGAGGCUAAUGAGUCCACCCUUUUGCCUCAAUCUCCGACAGGUGAAGAAAGUGUAUUUCUUGAAUCCACUCUCUUGCCUCGACCUCUGAGAGAUGAUAAAAGUGAAUCCCUUGGUCAAACCAAAGGACAAGAAGUCAUCCGUCAAAUAGAAGAAGUUACCCCAGGAAUUUUUAAUACCACUCAGUCGUCUAUUGGAUCGUUAACGUUCCCAGCCGAAUUAGAUAAUGGUAGAACAAUGAUAGAGGCCAAUCAUAUGAGUAUGCCAUCCUCUCAGCCAUCUUUACGUAUGUCUUUGGGAACCCCAUCUGGAACACCAAAUCUUGUACAACCCUUUUCUGGGGGCCACGUGGAUAUAAGAGAACAGAGUAAGACAUCUUCUGCCUUCCAACAGGUGCAAAAACCUCGUCCUAUUUUGCCCAGACCUUUGAAACCUGCCCUCCCUGUGAGUUGUGAGAUAAAUAAUAGUGCGCGCAUUGCAAGACCACCGGCUGAAGGACGGGGAAAGAAUCAAUUACUUCCCCGAUACUGGCCUCGGAUUACGGACCAAGAGCUGCAGAAGUUAUCUGGAGCUUUGAAUUCUACUAUUGUUCCAUUGUUUGAGAAAGUGCUGAGCGCUAGUGAUGCCGGUCGAAUUGGUCGCUUGGUUCUUCCAAAAGCAUGUGCCGAGGCAUAUUUCCCUCCAAUUUCUCACUCAGAAGGCCUUCCUCUAAGGAUUCAAGAUGUGAAGGGAAAUGAGUGGACAUUUCAGUUCAGAUUUUGGCCAAAUAAUAAUAGUAGGAUGUAUGUUUUAGAAGGUGUGACACCUUGCAUACAGUCAAUGCAACUGCAAGCUGGUGAUACUGUGACAUUUAGUCGGAUAGAUCCUGGAAACAAACUUGUCAUAGGGUUUCGAAAGGCAUCACAGUCUGUAAAUAUGCAGAUUCAGGGACCCCCAAUGUCAAUCCUUCCAAAUGGUACACCUGGGGAAACUUCCUAUUCUAGUGAGAAUCUGGCUACCGGAAGUGGUGACUCUAGUCUCUUCCAUUUGAACAAAGGAAGCGAGGAUCCUCACUUAAAUUCUCCAUUAGACCAUCAUUUGGCCGAGUGGGAUACAUAUAUGCACAAAAAUGAGAGCAAUGGUCACAGAAAUGAGGAUUUGUUACAGCCAGUACCAAAUUCAGAGAAAAAGAGGACCCGGAACAUUGGGCCUAAAAGUAAGAGGUUGCUCAUGCAUAGUGAAGAUGUUAUGGAGCUGAGGUUGACAUGGGAAGAAGCACAGGACUUGCUCCGUCCGCCACCAAGUAUCAAACCAAACAUCGUUACUAUUGAAGAUUUUGAAUUUGAAGAGUAUGAUGAGCCCCCUGUUUUUGGCAAGAGAUCCAUAUUCACUGCCGGGCCAUCAAAGAGACAGGAACAGUGGGCUCAAUGUGAUGAUUGCUCCAAGUGGCGGAAAUUGCCUGUAGAUGUUCUCCUUCCUCCAAAGUGGACAUGCUCAGAAAAUUCCUGGGAUUCGAGCAGGUCCUCGUGUACUGCACCAGAGGAGAUGAGCUCAAAGCAAUUGGAUAGUCUUCUGAGUUCAUCUGUAUCCCUUAAAGGUUUGAGGAAGAGACGAAAAAUCCUAGAGAAGAAGGAAGCUGAAGAACAUGAACCCUCUGGCUUGGAUGCCCUGGCUAGUGCUGCUAUUUUGGGAGAUAAUGUGCGUGACUCAGGGGAACAAUUAGUUGGAGCCACCACCAAACAUCCUCGUCACCGCCCUGGUUGUACUUGCAUAGUGUGUAUUCAACCCCCAAGCGGGAAGGGCAAGCACAAGCCAUCAUGCAAAUGCAAUGUGUGCUUGACAGUGAAACGGCGCUUUACAACUAUGAUGCAGCGGAAGAAUGAGAAGCGCCAAUUAGAACGCGAAGCUGAGAAUUCUCUGAGGAACAAUAACAACCACAAGGAUGAAUCAGAGGUGAAUGGCACCACAUCAGCAGAUACUGCGUUGCAUAUGAAUCACUUGGUAGAGAAUUCCCAGAGGAACAAUAACAAUCACAAGGAUGAAUCAGGAAUGAAUGGCACCACAUCAGGAGACACUGCAUUGCAUAGGAAGCACUCAUCGGAGAAUGGAGCCAGCAGCAGCCAUAGCAGAACUCAAGCAGAUGCUGCUGAAAGUUCCAGUGCCAGACAAAUUGACCUGAAUUGCGAACCUUCCGGUUUGUUCCGGAACCCCACACUUCAAGAUCUCUUGAAGCUUGCUAAAGCUGCUUCUGCCGCCCGACCAUUGGAGAAGUACACGAACGAAACUUCCAUCGGAACCAUGAUGGGCGAGGAACAAGCCGGUCUUGCUUCUUGUUCGCUUACCCAAGCCAAUGGUGAUAAUGACAUUGAGAGACGAACGCCAAAUGAAGUUCACCUUUCAGCUGUGGCAUGGGACUGCCCGAGAAUAGGUGAUAAGGUUUACCGUGAGACAGAUUUAGAGUGAAACAGUCCAAAUUCUCACCCGUCUUGUUUCUUGUCCAAGUAUAGCAAAGUGGAUGGUUCCAUACAUCUCUACCUCUACACAACCACAGAAUGUAAUUUCAUUUGUUCUUUUUUCUUAUCUUCUUUUCUGUUUUCGGGUUCAUUAGCCAUUUGUACUGUGCAUUGCCUUGGCCUCCAAGUCAAAUGGAAACCAUUGCAGGUCACAGCUGAUGCUCUUCAUUAGUCCAACUAGUUAAGGAGGGUCUCCAUCCAAUCGAGUAUAUGGGAUUUAGUCUGUAAAUUUGUCCCUCAGCAGUAAACGGCUUUUCUUGUUUCA